AUGGUCGCCUGUGAAGUUUGGUGGACUUCGGACACACGGUUUGGGAGAUGGCCGAAGGUUGUUCUCCAUGCACGCACCAUGGCCGAGAGAAAUAGACCGGAUGGGAUAUCUCAAGAUCUACUCGGGCCAAUUGAGGUUUUAUUCGACCGAAUUGAUUCUAUAAUCCCUUUAUCAUUCCCAGGUGGUGACCGCCAUGUUCCUUGUGUUGUGUAUGAAUCUCCUUUGAAACCUCCUUUGAACCGCCAUAAGUAUGGUGGUUUUGGUUGGUUAAACAACUCUUCUGUAUCUCCUUCCUGUCAAAUAGUUAAGUCCUUGCAAAAAACUUGA
Microthlaspi erraticum is the source of this 327-nucleotide messenger RNA. NCBI's taxonomy places the organism in Eukaryota, Viridiplantae, Streptophyta, Magnoliopsida, Brassicales, Brassicaceae. The record is from the annotation of a GenBank genome assembly.